Sclerotinia trifoliorum is the source of this 2377-nucleotide messenger RNA. The record is from the annotation of a GenBank genome assembly. Lineage: Eukaryota; Fungi; Ascomycota; Leotiomycetes; Helotiales; Sclerotiniaceae.
AAUAUUAAAUUACCAUCUGAUUGACAGGUACACUGGUCAUCCAUGAUUACAUAAUACCAAUCCGGAAGAACCGGCUUUAACUUUCCAUUCGUUCGAUCGAAAAGAAAAGAAAACCUCAUCUGAUUUCAUGUGGCGUGGAUCCUUACUAUUAAGAGCUUUCCCAUGAAGUAAACCCCAACUACCCGCUUAUUAUUGAUGGAAAGUAAGAAAAGUUACAACAACUAAAAGCUAAAAGGCGUGGCAUCCCUUUUAAUAUCUUUUGGAAAGAAAAGUGGAAGAUCCAGGAAGAGAGAAGAGAUGAGGUAUUGAUUUUUAUUGAUAAAGUGGGAGAAGAUCGGAAAAGAAGUCGUUAUCAAAUUGUCUCCCAUCUGCCUUUUCUUCUCUUCAUCACCCUCACUCGACUACAUACACACUUUCUUUAUCCUCUCUUUCCCAUUUAUACUUUUAUUAUCAUAACCACCCACUGUCAGCCUUCGAUAUUCCACCAUACAUCAACACAUUACACAUUCCUUUCGUGAGCAACACGGUAACUGCAGCUAUCAAUUGGCUACUCAAUUUUAAUCAAUUCUAAACUUACAAUAAUAACAAUACAAUACUCUCGACAUAAUGGCGAACCUAACCACCCUUUCGAUCAAUACAACAACAAUGUCCGACCUUCCGCCACUUCCUUCUUAUACUCUCACUCCUCUUAAACCACUCAUCCCUUACGUAUCCGAUUUCUACCUCUCUCUCAUUCUGCCAAUUGCUGCAUACUGGAUUGUGUCCCUCACCUUCCAUUUAAUCGAUACUCUAGACAUUUGGCCCCAAUACCGCUUGCAUACACCGGCAGAAAUCCUCAAACGCAAUCAUGUCUCCCGUUACGAAGUCGCUCGCGAUGUCAUCAUUCAACAAAUUGUUCAAACAGUUGUUGGAGCUGUGCUAGGUCUUACUGAGCCGGAAGAAAUGGCCGGAAAAACUGAUUUCGAUAUCGCGAAUUGGGCGCGAAGAAUACGCAUAGCACAAAGAGCUUUACCCUCUAUUUUAAGUCUAAUUGGACUUAAUGCAUCCGCGAUAUCGAAAAAUGUAUCAGGAAACUGGCCUAUGGUUGCCGGAGUAUUGGCUGGUGGUAACUAUCCUGGUUUAAUCGAUGGUUUGGAUAUGGUCAGUGGUCAAGAAAUUCCGGCUUUUGCGAAAUGGGAAAUGUGGGCUGCGAAGAUGAUAUAUUGGUAUAUCGUACCGGCUAUACAAUUUGGGUUGGCGGUCGCUAUUGUGGAUACUUGGCAAUAUUUUUUGCAUAGAGCUAUGCAUAUGAAUAAGUGGUUGUAUAGUGAGUUCUCAUUUUAGUGAACCUCUCCACGUGAAACGAUAAUCUAACUUGUGAUUUUACAGCAACUUUCCACUCCCGUCAUCAUCGUCUCUAUGUUCCAUAUGCCUAUGGAGCACUGUACAAUCAUCCCUUUGAAGGUUUUCUCCUCGAUACUCUUGGUGCAUCGAUCGGCUAUAAAGUUGCUGGCAUGACACCUCGUCAAGGAAUGGCAUUUUUCGUCGCUUCAACGAUUAAAACUGUAGAUGAUCAUUGUGGUUAUGCACUUCCAUGGGAUCCUCUUCAACAUAUCACAAGUAAUAAUGCAGGAUAUCAUGAUAUCCAUCAUCAAAGUUGGGGAAUUAAAACAAAUUUCAGUCAACCUUUCUUCACUUUUUGGGAUAGAAUAUUAGGGACUGUUUGGGUUGGGGAUACUACCGGAAGGUAUGAGAGAAGUAGGAAGGCGGCAGAACUAUUGGUUGAGGCGGAUAAGGUUCAAGUCGUGGAGAAAGAAUUGUGAGUGGUGGAAAUGCAGUGGAUAAACGUAUGAAGGAAAUGAGAGGGAAGAGAAAGGAUGUAUAUUACGACCACCACACAAACAAUGCUUUGAUGGGGGAUUUGGGAUUCUUCUUCUUCAACGACUACCAUUCUAUGUAUUGAUUGGAAAUUUGGGAUAAUACUUUCGGGGAGCAUCUUUUUGUAGAGAAGGGAAAGUGGGCGCUUUUCUAUAAGGGAGAUUAUGGAGGGCGAUGGGGUGUGUACAUUAUGAAAGAUUCGAUAAGAAGCCAAGAUGGCUGGUGGUGGGAUUAUGGCGAGAUCUGAUUCACUUCAAGUGCAGAAUUCAUUUGGUCAAGGCAGUAGACGAGUGGAAUUGAUGGAUAAUGACAAGGAAUGGAGUGGAAAGGAAAGGACGAUAUUCAACUUAAGUUCAUCAAGGGAGAUGAGGAUAAGGAAGCCGGCGAGAUAAUAGGAUAAAUGGAAUGCAAUGAGGAUGACCAUGAAUGGAUGAAGAUGAGAACAGAGCGAAGGGCAGAGAAAGGAUACGGUUAAUAGUAAUAUUAUAACCUUUUAUUCUUGUUUAUUAAAUUACUUUGG